Messenger RNA from Xenopus tropicalis (tropical clawed frog), 2803 nucleotides. It is a transcript of the gene capn11, whose product is annotated as calpain 11, (mu/I) large subunit a. The transcript has 21 exons. Gene Ontology annotation, molecular function: hydrolase activity; calcium-dependent cysteine-type endopeptidase activity; cysteine-type peptidase activity. Bases 171 to 2312 code for a protein of 713 amino acids. The record is from RefSeq and is a predicted model, not a curated record. NCBI's taxonomy places the organism in Eukaryota, Metazoa, Chordata, Amphibia, Anura, Pipidae. Gene Ontology annotation, biological process: proteolysis. Gene Ontology annotation, cellular component: cytoplasm; plasma membrane.
GCCACAUCCCCUGUAAGCUCCGCCCCCAGCCGAGAAACGGGCCUGGCUGCAGUGCGGGACCGGCCGGGCACAGGGGGGCAGUGACACAUUGUGACAGAGCAGCACCAUUGUACCGAGCGGAGCCGGUGGGACCGACAGACUGAGGGGAUUCGCCGGGCACAGAACAGUGAAUGAUGCCGUUCGGGGGUAUAGCAUCGAAGCUGAAGAUCGAGCGGCUGAAGGCGUCGGGCGUGGGCUCCCACGAUUGUGCCGUUCGGUACCAGAACCAGGACUACGAGAGCCUGAAGCAGCAGUGCCGGGAGAGCGGCAGCCUCUUCGAAGAUCCAAACUUCCCGCCCAUUGGCUCCUCCCUGGGCUUCAAGGAACUGGGCCCCGGAACCAGCAAAACUAAGGGGGUGCAAUGGAAACGGCCCCAUGAUAUUGCUGAUGAUCCGCAGUUUAUUGUUGGUGGAGCCACCAGGACAGACAUAUGCCAGGGGGCACUGGGGGACUGCUGGCUCCUUGCUGCCAUUGGCUCCCUGACGCUCAAUGAGGAUUUGCUGCACAGGGUGGUUCCGCAUGGGCAGGGCUUCCAGGAUGACUACGCCGGGAUCUUCCACUUCCAGAUCUGGCAGUUUGGCGAGUGGGUGGAUGUGGUGAUAGACGACCGUUUGCCGGUGAAGGACGGGGAGUUGGUGUUUGUUCACUCGGCCGAGUGCUCGGAGUUCUGGAGCGCCCUGCUGGAGAAGGCCUACGCCAAGUUGAACGGUUCCUACGAGGCCCUGUCGGGGGGCAGCACCACCGAGGGAUUCGAGGACUUUACCGGGGGAGUCGCGGAAAUGUACGAAUUGCGCAAAGCCCCCCGGAACCUGGAUAAGAUCAUUAAACGGGCGCUGGACAGGGGGUCCCUAUUGGGGUGCUCCAUAGACAUAACGAGUGCCUUUGACAUGGAAGCCGUUACAUUUAAGAAGCUUGUGAAGGGCCACGCCUACUCGGUCACGGCACUCAGAGAGGUUAAUUACAUGGGGGGGGUGGAAAAGCUGAUCCGCAUCCGGAACCCCUGGGGGCAGGUGGAAUGGACCGGCGCCUGGAGUGAUAACUCCUCAGAAUGGAAUGAAGUGGACCCUUCAGAGCAGGAGGAUCUGCAGUUAAAGAUGGAGGAUGGAGAGUUCUGGAUGUCUUUCCAGGAAUUCCUGCGCCAGUUUUCCCGGCUGGAGAUCUGUAACCUGACGCCGGACGCGCUGGACAAGGACGGGCAGAGCAAGUGGCACAGCACCCUGUACGACGGGACGUGGCGCCGGGGCAGCACCGCCGGGGGCUGCAGGAACAACCCAGCCACAUUCUGGAUUAACCCCCAGUUCAAGGUGACCCUGCUGGAGGAGGACGAUGACCCCGAUGACAACGAGUUGGCCUGCAGUUUCCUGGUGGCGCUGAUGCAGAAGAACCGGCGGAAGGAGCGCAAGGUCGGCCAGGACAUGCACACCAUUGGCUUUGCUGUGUAUGAGGUUCCGGAUGAGUUCCGGGGGUGCCAGAAUGUGCAUCUGAAGAAGGAUUUCUUCCUGCGCCACCAGUCCUGCGCCCGCUCCGAAACCUUCAUUAACCUGCGGGAGGUGAGCACCCAGAUCCGCCUGCCCCCCGGCGAGUACAUCAUCGUGCCCUCCACCUUCGAGCCCCACAAGGAGGCAGAUUUUGUCCUGAGAAUAUUCACUGAGAAACAUUCAGAUAUACAGGAGCUGGAUGAGGAGGUAUCGGCAGAUCUUCCUGAGGAGGAGGAACUCACAGAAGACGAUGUGGACGAUUCGUUUAAGGCCAUGUUCCGCCAACUGGCAGGGGAGGACAUGGAGAUCAGUGUGUUUGAGCUGAAGACGAUCCUGAACAGAGUGGUGGCCAAACACAAAGAUCUGAAGACGGACGGUUUCGGGAUGGAGGCCUGCAGGCAGAUGGUCAAUCUGAUGGACAAAGACGGCAGCGGCAAACUGGGCGUGGUCGAGUUUCAGAUCCUGUGGAACAAAAUUCGCCAAUGGCUGACAGCUUUCCGACAACACGACCUGGACAAGUCGGGCACCAUCAGCGCCUACGAGCUGCGCAUCGCCCUUGAGGGUACAGGGUACAAACUGAAUAACAAACUCAUUCAGGUUCUGGUCGCUCGCUACGCGGAUUCCGACAUGGGAAUCGACUUCGAUAACUUCGUCUGCUGCCUCGUGAAGCUGGAGGCCAUGUUCCGGUUCUUCAAGGCGUUGGACCAAGGGGAGGGCACAGCCGAGAUGAGUUUAGGGGAGGUGAGUGUGAUUGGCGCAAUGUGGGCUCCGCCCCCUGAAGGUGCCAAGUUCUGACCCGAAGGUUCUGUUUCUGUUUCAGUGGCUGACGAUGACCAUGUGUGGAUAAUUCUCUUGCCCCCUCGCUGACACUCAUUGCCCCCGGUGCCCUCGCUCACUCGCUACCAACGUUACAUCCAGGUUACACAUUUCCCAGAGGCCUUUGUUGGGGGAAAGAUUUUGCAAUCAGAACCAGCCAAUCAGAAUUCUGCCCGUAUAAUGUAUCCAAUGCCAAGCGGGCAGCUGCCAGGCACAACUGUAAGGACUGUACUCCGGCCCCCGGGGGCCCCAGGGCUCCGCCCAGUAGCGUUUUGUUAUUGUAUAUACAGAUACCGGGGCCCCUUCUUGUACUGGGGGGGCAUCUGACUCUUACAGGGGUCCCCGGGCCAGAACCACAAGCUUUCAGAGUGGGGCAGUUAUGUUUGAGGUUUCCCUGAGUGCAAAUGUACUGUCGCCCCCUAGAGGCGGAAUUGUGCCAGACUGCAUGGAAUAAAGAAUGAAAACUGUGA